GGUCAGAAUUUCCUUCCUUCCACUGAGAGUAGUCUAUUCAUCCAGAGCACCAGGACUCACCAUGGCAGCUAAUGAUUACCGAGGCUACCUGAGGAACCACUCCGACACGGAGGGCGCUCAGACACGCUACCACCCGUCCCAUGGCUCAGAACCCACCUAUAGACCGCUUAUAUUCGGAACUCUUGCUAUUAUGGGAUUGCUGCAGAUUGCAUCGAGUGUGGCGAUCUUGUUACAUUUGACAGGUUAUCUCCAAGAGGUAAGACACUUUUCAAGAUGCACAACGGUUGAUAAUAGAGCUAGGCCUAUGCGACACACAUGCGAGUUGCGACACUUAGUGCGCGUCAACAUUUUAAUGUGAAGCUGCAGGUUGCCUGAUUUCAGUUCGAUUUUAAAGAAGCAACCUGACAAUAGGCUAAACAAUAUGAAUCUGCAACAUUGUCGUUUAUUAAAAAGUUGUCAGUUUCGCAUUGCUUUCCUGGAAUAGGCUACCAAGACAUAUUGCAGUUUGAAGCGCACAGGUUUCAACCUCGCAGGUUUGCGGAUACAGUUCCGGCUCGCCACUUCUAGACAAACUUGUGGCUGAUGAGCGUGAGCACGUUCCCUUAGAACAAUCUGUGCUCUCCGCAGCAAGUGACAGUAGUUCUAUGAACUUGUCCCCAACAGUAAAACAAGAUGUCAGCGCUCUGUGUCUAACAUAGAGAGGCUACCAUCUCUCUCUACUGAUGAGAUUUUCCUGCCCAGAUUAUAGGGAGUUAACAGUUAUUUCAACAAGACAGUAUUUUCCAUUUGUUACAGACCUUAUCAAACCAAUCUCCCGUUUUCUCAACAAUACAACUCAACAGCGAAUGUCAGGCAAAUGGGGAUAGUGGACAUACUGUAAAGAUUUCAUUCAAGCAAUCUUGUUUGUAAAAUACAGCUGUCUUUACUAAUUGCAGGCACUUUUGAGGUGUUUACUCUGUGUUAUUUACAGGUUUCUGUCGAAAAUGUAUCAGUUGAAUACUGAGAAUAAACAGAUGUUUCAUAAAGUGUAUUAUGUUGUUUGUGGGAGGUGGGCUGCAACAGAUUAUAGCCAAGAGGUUUCAGAAACCCACCAAGAAUCUCUCCUAAAGAUUUUUAACUGUUCUGAAAUUCAAAACCAAAUUCAAAAAUGCUUUAUAGGCAAAAUAAAAUUGCAAAUUCGUAUUGCCAAAGCAACAAUAUACAAAAUGAACAUUUAGCAGUUCUCUCAUCUCCAGGUCAUCUCCAGUCAAGCCAUUGAGCCCUCAGCAUACAGAGAGACAGAAUAACUUUUCAGUGAUAUUUAUGUGCUUCAGUGCAAGUCAGGUGGCUAACCUGUCAGCUACCCCUAUCACCCUGCACAAUCAGUCUAGUAUAAGACCGCAUUAACAUUCUUUCUGGGUUGUUUUUAUUUCUUUAUGGUGGUUUUAAGAGUUUAAUGAUUUCAUGUUUCAGCCAAACAACGAGAAAACAUUUCAGUUCCAUCAUGAUGCUCCAUCAGUCUUCACACGUAGGCCUAAUGAAGUCCAGCAUGUGGUGUGUGUGUUUGGAGAGAGAGAGAGCAUGCUGCAGAAUAAUGUAAAUGUUUGUUUGACCCGUCUUUUGGCAUAAACACAGUGGUGUGGUGUGUGCCGAUAGCUUGUUAACUCCUGGAGACGAGCCAGAGUAGGAAAUGAGAGAGUAUCUUAGAGUUGUAUUUGGCACGAGGACCAGAUUGUGUUAGGAAUUGGAUGCAGAGAGAAAAACUCUGCUGUGAGCCACCAAACCUCCUAUUAAAGUCUCCCAUUCAGACUGUCCUGUCCUGGUCCUGCAGUGAGAAACCAUCUGAUUGGGCUGAAUUAGCUUUCCACUCAGCGAAGAGAAAAAAGAGACACUGAGCCGUUCUCUGAAUAAACGGUCCUCACGACGACAGCCCCAUAGGGUAGCACUUUAAGGUGACUCAUGAUAUAGGAGGGCCCAGAUAUUGGUACUACACCAGUCUCCCUGUCUGAACACCUGUAGGAGUUACUGUAUCUGAUGGGGGAGCAGGAAGAAUGUGCUGUUGUAGGCUGUUUCUAAACUCAUCAGACUCUGAGGGUCUGAGAGACCAGGAUGUACAGGACAUCUGGUUCUAGAUAGGGGUAUAGGGAUGGGAAUCAGUAUGGGUAUUAUAGGUAAUGGUUGAAGAGGUCUGGUGCUGACCAGUACAGAGAAAUGGCACCUCUAACCUAGGGAUACAGUGCCUGCAUAGCAAAUGAGUAGACUAGAUGUCCAUGCUAGAAAGGACAAUAAUGGCAGUGAUGGAAGUUGUGGAAAGUUUAGUUCUUACUAUAUGUCCUCUUUAACUAUUUGAUCAAUUCAUGUAAUUAAUGGUUGGCCAGAGAGUCAAUUGGCAUGGUCGUCCAGGUUUCAGUCAAUGAAUUGUGACACCCUUGAGGCUACCUGUCAACAAUCUGUGUCUGUUUUACUCUGAUAGAUUAGGGGGAUUGUUAGGUAAUAUUUGUCUUCCUAACACCAGUGUUUGUUUCUGUUUCCAGGUAGACCUCUCCUCCGCCCCACAGCAGCCUAUAGAGGUGAGUCGACCCCUGUCUGAUCAUAAUAACUAGCCCUCUCAUUGGUCCAAAGAUGGUUUUUACUGUAAUGUUGUUCUGUACAGUGCCUUGCAAAAGUAUUCAUCCCCCCUGGCAUUUUUCCUAUUUUGUUGCAUUACAACCUGUAAUUUAAAUUGAGUUUUAUUUGGAUUUCAUGUAACGGACAUACACAAAAUAGUCCAAAUUGGUGAAGUGAAAUGAAAAAAAAAACCUGUUUCAAAAAUUUCAAAAAAAUAUAUAACGGGAAAGUGGUGCGUGAAUAUGUAUUCACCCCCUUUGAUAUGAAGCCCCUAAAUAAGAUCUGGUGCAACCUAUUACCUUCAGAAGUCACAUAAUUAGUUAAAUAAAGUCCACCUGUGUGCAAUCUAAGUGUCACAUGAUCUCAGUAUAUAUAUACCUGUUCUGAAAGGCCCCAGAGUCUGCAACACCACUAAGCAAGGGGCACCACCAAGCAAGUGGCACCAUGAAGACCAAGGAGCUCUCCAAACAGGUCAGGUACAAAGUUGUGGAGAAGUACAGAUCAGGGUUGGGUUAUAAAAAAAUAUCAGAAACUUUGAACAUCCCACGGAGCACCAUUAAAUCCAUUAUUAAAAAAUUUAAAGAAUAUGGCACCACAACAAACCUGCCAAGAGAGGGCCGCCCACCAAAACUCACAGAACAGGCAAGGAGGGCAUUAAUCAGAGAGGCAACAAAGAAACCAAAGAUAACCCUGAAGGAGCUGCAAAGCUCCACAGCGGAGAUUAGAGUAUCUGUCCAUAGGACCACUUUAAGCCGUACACUCCACAGAACUGGGCUUUACGGAAGAGUGGGCAGAAAAAAGCCAUUGCUUAAAGAAAAAAUAAGCAAACACAUUUGGUGUUCGCCAAAGGGCAUGUGGGAGACUCCCCAAACAUAUGGAAGAAGGGACUCUGGUCAGAUGAGACUAAAAUUGAGCUUUUUGUCCAUCAAGAAAAACGCUAUGUCUGGCGCAAACCCAACACCUCUCAUCACCCUGAGAACACUAUCCCCACAGUGAAGCAUGGUGGUGGCAGCAUCAUGCUGUGGAGAUGUUUUUCAUCGGCAGGGACUGGGAAACUGGUCAGAAUUUAAGGAAUGAUGGAUGGCGCUAAAUACAGGGAAAUUCUUGAGGGAAACCUGUUUCAGUCUUCCAGAGAUUUGAGACUGGGACGGAGGUUCACCUUCCAGCAGGACAAUGGCCCUAAGCGUACUGCUAAAGUAACACUUGAGUGGUUUAAGGGGAAACAUUUAAAUGUCUUGGAAUGGCCUAGUCAAAGCCCAGACCUCAAUCCAAUUGAGAAUCUGUGGUAUGACUUAAAGAUUGUUGUACACCAGUGGAACCCAUCCAACUUAAAGGAGCUGUAGCAGUUUUGCAUUGAAGAAUGGGCAAACAUCCCAGUGUCUAGAUGUGCCAAGCUUAUAGAGACAUACCCCAAGUGACUUGCAGCUGUAAUUGCUGCAAAAGGUGGCUCCACAAAGUAUUGACUUUGGGGGGGUGAAUAGUUUUCCGUUUUUUUGUCUUAUUUCUUGUUUGUUUCACAAUAAAAAAUAUUUUGCAUCUUCAAAGUGGUAGGCAUGUUGUGUAAAUCAAAUGAUACAAACCCCCCAAAAAUCAAUUUUAAUUCCAGGUUGUCAGGCAACAAAAUAGGAAAAAUGCCAAGGGGGGUGAAUUCUUUCGCAAGCCACUGUACAUCCUGGUAAGCUACAACGAAUAAGCCUAUGUUUGUCAUUAAAGCUCAGAGGAGAUCGUCGGGUGACACUUUAUUUUACAAUCUUAUAUCAGUUGGUAUUUAUCUGGUAAUGUAAUUAAAAAGGUAAUUGCUGUUUUGGAGGAAAUACCAGAUAAAUAAGUUAAUUACUGUGAAAGAGGACUUUCACAGUUUAUAGAUCAUGUUUAUCAGAUUACAGUAUCUACAGCAGGGUUCCCCAACCUGCAGAUUAUUUUAUUUAUUUGCGCCCCCCCCCCCCCCCCAAGUUAUAUAUAAACUAAUAUAAAAAAGUAUGUGGACACCCCUUCAAAUUAGUGGAUUCGGCUAUUUCAGCCACACCCGUUGCUGACAGGUGUACAAAAUCGACCACACAGCCAUGCAAUCUCCAUAGACAAACAUUGGCAGUAGAAUGGCCUUACUGAAGAGCUCAGUGACUUUCAACGUGGCACCGUCAUAGGAUGCCACCUUUCCAACAAGUCAGUUCGUCACAUUUCUGCCCCGCUAGAGCUGCCCGGUCAACUGGAAGUGCUGUUAUUGUGAAGUGGAAACGUCUAGGAGCAACAAUGGCUCUGCCGCAAAGUGGUAGGCCACACAAGCUUACAUAAUUGGAUCUCUGAAGCGCUUAGCGCGUAAAAAUCGUCUGUCCACAAGCCUAAAAUCACCAUUCGCAAUGCCAAGCGUUGGCUCGAGUGGUGUAAAGCUUGCCGCCAUUGGACUCUGGAACAGUGGAAACACGUUCUCUGGAGUGAUGAAUCAUGCUUCACCAUCUGGCAGUCCGACGGACGAAUCUGGGUUUGGCGAAUGCCAGGAGAACGCUACCUGCCCCAAUGCAUAGUACCCAACUGUAAAGUUUGGUGGAGGAGGAAUAAUGGUCUGGGGCUGUUUUUCCUGGUUCGGGCUAGGCCCCUUAGUUCCAGUGAAGAUAAAUCUUAACGCUACAGCAUACAAUGACAUUCUAUAUGAUUCUGUGCUUCAAACUUUGUGGCAACAGUUUGGGGAAGGCCCUUUCCUGUUUCAGCAUGACAAUUCCCCCAUGCACAAAGCGAGGUCCAUACAGAAAAUGGUUUGUCGAGAUCGGUGUGGAAGAACUUGACUGGCCUGCACAGAAUCCUGACCUCAACCCCAUCGAACACCUUUGGGAUGAAUUGGAACGCCGAAUGCAAGCCAGGCCAACAUCAGUACCCGACCUCACUAAAGCUCUUGUGGCUGAAUGGAAGCAAGUUCCCUCAUCAAAGUUCCAACAUCUAGUAAAAAGCCUUCCCUGAGUGGAGGCUGUUAUAGCAGCAAAUGGGGGACCAACUCCAUAUUAAUGCCCAUGAUUCUGGAAUGAGAUGUUCGACGAGCAGAUGUCCACAUACUUUUGGCCAUGUAGUGUAUAUCAUUUUUUGGGUGGACAUAAAAUACUGUAAAAACACCAGCCAAUCAGCUCCAAGGGAUUUUAAUAUUGGAAAUCUGUUCCAAAGUAUUCCCACACAUAAUAGAGAGAUAUACGGUAUGUGAUUGUAUACAAAUGUAAGCAAGGUUUGAAACGAUUAUGUUUUAUUCAAAUAUUAUAUCUGUUUGGGGUUCUUGCGGUCAAUUUGCAGUCUACAAAUUAUUUGUAAUUUUGUUCCGGGCCCCUGACCAUCCACUCAAGAAAAAAAUCUAGUUGAUGAUCCCUGAUCUACAGGAUAUCAAAUCCAAAGCUCUGUUUCCUUUUUGGCUUCAUUCAUUGAUUCUCUGACACGAAACAGCCUUGUCCUGUGUGUGAGUUAGCCUAUGGCAGUCCUGUUUGGUCAAACCAGAAUAUCAAUAAUAGCUGGGGGAAACUAUUGGGUAACCACCUUGGUGUGUAUGUUCAGCCAUUGGAUUUCACCAAGGGAACAAAAGUGUUACAACACAUUACACCUCGUAGGUUGAGCAAAGGCAUUCCGACAAUGUUUUGAUGCAAGGCAUUUCCUCCUUCUUUAAGUUGCAACCAGGAAGGAGCAGUAUUAUCAGCAUGGGGUGGUGUACAGUUCAGUAUUUAAAACUUUAAAAGCAUAGCUACACUUUUAUGUUAAAACAAUUACAAGGUUACCCAUUCUCAAAUUUGUGCUUAGUCGUGCUGUUCCCAUGCUUUUGUUUUUAAAGUGAGGAGCAGAAAGCUUGUUGUGCAUACCCCAGCAGCUUUACACCCUAACCCAAACCCAGCUUCAAACCCUAACCCCAGUGUGGUCAGGAGCCUGUAGAGAGGUCAAGCCAGUCAUCACCCUAAUAAAGUGAGGAUUGGGGGGUAGGUCUAGAGUCAGGUUGGCCUGUAGUUUACUGUACUGUAGUGGAGCACCAAUCAGACGAUAUCAUGGUUUGGGAGAGGCCGUUGCAAAGUGUCCUGAGGGGGGUGGUAUCUGUCUGUUUGUGGCUCUUGAGUAAACCUUUGCUCAUCAGUAACAGUGGCGUAGAGCGGUGGUCGUGGCGGAAUGCACCAUUGUUGAGGUCUGGCAGGGGUUUUUCUGUGAUUCCUUCUUGGAAUGUUCUGCCAUCUCUCUGGCAUAGGUUUCCACCAGCAACAGCAGAAUCUUUCCAGGAAGUAAAACACAGAAAGAAAGGGAGCGGCUCUGCUUUGCUUAGCUGUGUUUAGUUUCCCAUAAUUCUAUAAUUUCAAAAGAAAGUAUGUAUUUUGUAUUUGCCCUCGUUGCCCCAAAAGAGUGCUUAGACAAACCACCCACUCUGCUCUGCUCUGCCUUGGACUGAGGUUGCCUUUGUGUCGUCAGACUGACAUCUCGGACAGGGAUGGUUCCCAUGCUGUAGUCUCAACCCUGCACCAGACUCCAGGCUGCAGAGUGAACCCUGCUCUAAUCUUUAUGAGGUGUGAGGCUGACAGGUCUGUUUGGCUCCCAGUGUGUUAUCAUAGAGUGAGUGUGUGUGUGUGUGUGUGUGUGUGUGUGUGUGUGUGUGUGUGUGUGUGUAUGCGCGCGCGUGUUAUGAUUGUCUUCCCUGGGACCAGUGUUACUUUGCUGAUAAUUGAGUGGGUUUGUUAAAGACCAGGCAUUACUAAGAGCUGUCAUGUCUCAUGUUUGCCUUUAUUAAGUGCUCUUGAGACAGGAUCCAGCCAGGCUGGGCCUACAGUGGGACCUGUGGUCAGCCUGAUGGCGGGAGGGUCAGAGAGCACAGGAUCCUCAGAACUCAAUGGUUUGGAAUGGAUGACUCAUGGCUGUAGUCUAUUGUACAGUGUUGCACACUAUUGUGUAGUCCUGGGCUGUAGUCUUCUAUUGCACAGUGGACUGAACUGUGUGAAAGGUGAUACAAUAGAGUAUAACAGUAUAGUACAACACAGGAUUGGAUAACUAUAGUCCUGUAUGGCCACACACAGCGUGUACUGGUUUUGACCCUUCCCCUCUAAUCAGGGACUGAUUCAGACCUGGGACACCAGGUGAAGGGACUCUUUGGCCAAUAAAUGACAUUAAUGAAUCAGAUAACCAGCCGUAGGCCUACUGUGGACCUCCAGGUCUGGGUCUGAAUCCACUACAGUAGUAAGUUAUAGUAGACCAGUAACCAUCCCAGCUCUGUAUCUCUCCAGCUAACGUCAUCCUCUCUUCCUGGGAGUGUCUCACCACAAAUCAAGGCCAAAUGCCACAGUGUUGGGCCAGGGGGGAGUUAGAUCGUUAUUUCUCCGUAGCGUUGGCCAGACUUGUUUACCCUGUCUAAUUCUAAACCACUUUUCUAUAAACAUGUUUACACGCAAAUAGUUUUUGGAAGAGAGACAGUACUAAUCUUGGACUCAACAUCUACAGGUCUGUCUGCUCCUGUUUUGUGAGUAAAUAUUAGUGUCAUGCAGGUGCAAUAAUGGUGCUGCAAACCACAGUGUUGAUCAUUCCAGGGCAAUAGUCUGUUUUAUAUUUAAUGUUCCGUGACAUCUCUAUUCAGAGGUGUUGUGUGUGGUUUUCAGGUAAUUUAAGAACAAUCUUCCAUUUCAACAGCGUUCACGUCAACACUUUUGUUUUCGGUAUUUCAUUUGAUUAAUUGGCUGGAGGUGGAGGGGAGAUGACAUUUCAGGCAUACCAGGGCUGAUCAAAAUGUAGGAAAUUACACUGAAAUUAUAAAACAAGUUGAAACAUCUACAGGAUGUCUCUGUUCUGGAAGUAAGUGUCUCUAGCAGACGGUAGGUCUUCACACGGAACCCGUUCAGUCAGGCAGGCUGGGUAACUGUCUGAUUGUUUACCUGCAUAGAGACUGUGUUUUGUUCUAUGUGCUGCGUCUUGUCUCCAGUCUGUGUACUAUAGCUCAGACUGGGGAUACGUAUGUCAUCGCACCACUCCAGGUGUGAAUCUAAUCAGUUAGAAGUGGUGCCAGAACUGUGAUAGGAACAUCCAUCUGAAAGGUGACAUUAACCAGCAGCCCUAGGGUUACAGAACCACACCACAAUUACUGGUGCUGCUCACAACUCAGAGGUUCACUUGGCAGAACUAUGGGAGAAGUGUGUGGGAAACACAUGCAGCACACACACACACUAUAAUUAAAAUAGACAAUGAAAUAAGCAUUGGUUGAAACAUGUGGCAACUGCUUAGAAAGUAUUAUGAUUGGGUUAAUGAUAAAUCACUUCUAGAUAGUGGUUUGCGGCUGGGCGGUCACUCACUCUCUCUGACUUGGAGGGAAGAAUUUGUCAAACUACUGUACAGCUACACUACAAAAUGACCCUGUAGUAUCCAACCCUCCUCUCAGUGACUACGUUUUUAAAACAACUGUUGAUACCAGAGUUCCCAAGCCUUUACAGUUCCACCCUGCUCUGACAUGUGUAACAUUCCAUUUACAUAGGAAGUGCAGACAGAACAGAUCAUUGCUGACGCCCUGAGGGACCCGAGAAAAGGCAGACAACGCUGCAAAAACCAGGGGAGGGAGGGGUUUCCAUCAGCUCAUCUACCAAUCAAAGCGACCAUCGACUACGUGAAGAGUAAGCCCAUAGAAGUAGCCAACAGUAAGCCACAGCUUACAGCUAGAUUAGAACUAGCCUACUGCAACCAAUAUUCAUAUACAGUACAAUGGUAAAACUCUGACACAUUUUUGACUGACUGACUCACUGAUGGAUUGACUGAUUGAUUUAUUUGCUGAUUAGUUGAUCAACUGAUUGACUGACUGAUGUAUUGUUAUUGUUCCAGAGGGGGAGCUGAGAGCAGCUAUGAUCCAUUGGAACGAGGCGCAGGGCCACCUGAAGAAGAUGCGUUACCAUGACGGCCGUCUCCUGGUGGACGAGUCAGGCCUGUACUACGUCUACGCCAAGACCUGUUUCCGCUACUACGACCUGGAACCUGAGACAGAGCCCCGCGACGCCCCUGGACAUGCCCUCACCACGCCCCAGACCGUGGACGUAAAAAACGCCCAGCUCAUCCAGUACAUCUCCCACGAGAAACACACGUCAUCGCCCAGCAAGUCUGUGGUGCUGAUGAAGACAGGCAGCACCAUGCGCUGGAAUAACUCUCAGUAUAACAUGUACUGUGCCCAGCAGGGCAGGGCGGUGAUACUACAGCACGGGGACGGACUGUUUGUUAACGUGUCCAACGCCUGGAUGCUGGACCCUGAACCGGAGGGGACGUACUUUGGGGCGAUUAAGAUGGGGAACUGAACCCACAUACAGAGGAGAAGGUGGAUGUGCUACUGGAUGUUCUGUAGACGUAACUGCCAAACAACCAGAGAUAGAGCACUUAUUGUAUGUAAGAUUACUGAAUUUGUGUUUGAUUUUGUUUUUUGAUUGAAAGGUAUGGGCUAUGUUGCUCUUCACCAGAUAGCGUUUCUUACCCGAAAGAGAAUGACAAUAAGCAGUUAUUUAGAUGAGGUGUUAUGGAUACCUCUGGUCACUCACUAGGCCUUCAGCAAACCACAUAAUAUGCUGUUCACACAUACUUUAGACAAGACUUAACCAUUUUCCUUAUGGUCCAAAACUGCACUGGAUGCUUUUUAGUAGACCUAUAACAUUUUAUACAGCUGAUAGUUAUCAACCACUUAAGAUUGUUGAUAUUUGUCAUUCCAGGGAGCAAUGUUUGUACAAUGUUUCUUUCAAGCAUAGCAUUAUGAAUCAUAUUUUCUGUUUGUCAGCUAACAACACAAAGUCAUUCCUCAUCCCUAGCCUGGCCCCUCAUAGUUUACUAAACAUUGUCAUCAUCUUGAACAGAAACACAGCUGGGGUACUUUGUUCAUAACUGAGUAGAGUUUUCACCAAUCAUGCUCCUCAGUCUCUCUUGGGAAAGGAUGAAGUGGAGGUUAGAGGGUGAAUAGGACAUUAUUCAGUAGUAAACACAGUACUACUGUCCGCUUACGCCCAUAGAGAGAGGCAACAUUUAACAUUACAUAAUGUGCUGUGUAAGAACAGUGAUAUACAACUGUUUUCCAAGACAAUACAGAAAAGUGGUAGACAAUGGCUCCACACCUGCAUUUACUUCAUGUAUCCAGGAGAGACUUGCUGUAAUCCCUCAUCCCAGUAACUGAGGGGAACAUGGUUGUGGUUUGGAUCAAAAGUUUAUAUUUUCUUAUUUUGAUUAGUUUUUCCCCAAACUACACAGUAUUGAACUGUCCUUGCCCUGUCUUUGGUGGUUUAUACGAGUAAUGAUAAUCAAAAACACACAAACAACUGAUGUAACGAUGCAAACUGAAGAUAGCUGGCCUGUCUUACCGUAGGGGACGAGAGCAGAGAUUCUCGUCUUUAUGAAACUAGCGGAUCCAAAUUGACUUUGGUCCACCUUUAAUUUAUAGUUUCUUUUUUUCAUUUUACUCUUCGAGGAGGUAAAUGGGAAUAUGCACUAAAUCUAUUUAUUUAUUAGACAUAACAAUGCAGAUAUGGACCAUUGGUUAAAUGAUCAGUCUGCUUUAAAAUCAUGUAUAUUUUAUGUCUGUAUUACAGUAGGCAGUACUUAGUUUAUCAGUAGAUGCGCUUUUUUUGUUCAAACACAGGGGCUCAAUGUUGAAUUAUGUAUUUAUGUAUUUUUUAUUCCGACAAUUCUGUGUGCACUUGCCUAGCCGAAGCAGAAUAUGCUGUCCACCAUAAGAUUGUAGCCACCUUAAAGUUUAAAAAAAUCUUCAUCUUGUACAUUCUUUUUUAAAUUGGAUGUUUAUUUAUGUCAGUUUAACAAAAAAAAUCAUAAAUGUUCUAUAUAGG
Coregonus sp. 'balchen' is the source of this 11378-nucleotide messenger RNA. The record is from the annotation of a GenBank genome assembly. Lineage: Eukaryota; Metazoa; Chordata; Actinopteri; Salmoniformes; Salmonidae.